GUUAUAUGUCAGUAAAGUCAGCAUUUUGAACAGAGAGGCAGAACUUCUCAGGAUGUGGUGAGAAAGAGAAAUACCUAUAACACUUCUGUUUUUAUGCCCAUAAAACGAGUGAACAGAGAGGAAGAGAAGACGGACAAAGACGUGCAGAGAGUCAUGGCUUCAGACGUGAUGUGUUUGUGUGUUUUUCUGCUCUGCUCUGGACUUCAGUUCACAACAGGCUGUGAAGUACAGUCAUCAUACAUCACAUGUGCUGCAGGAGAGUCUGUGCUGUUGCCCUGCAGGGAUAUAAAGUCACCGCAUACAGACGUCCAGUGGUGGAUCUCAGAUCCUCAGACUCACACUCCUCAAUACUCAGUGUUUCCUGUGGACGCCAUUAAGGGUCAGCGAUAUAAAGACAGAGUUCAGAUUCAUGGGAAUCUCUCACUUUCCAUCACUCGACUGACUGUAGACGACGCAGAAACAUACUGCUGUAAAAGCAAAGAAUCUGACAGAAAGAGCUGUGUUGAUCUAAGUAUUGAAGGUUGUUCUGUAUCAGAGAAUGAAAGAUCAGUGGAGAUCAGCAGAUAUUCAGGGGAAUCUGUGUUUCUGUCCUGUUUUGUUAAAUGUAGCAGCCUUUAUAAACCAGAUUCACAGUUCAGAUGGAAAUUACCAAACUACAGAGAAAUAAUCCAGACCACUGAACUGAACCGACUCUAUCAGGGCCGAUUUCACAUGUUUGAUAGAAGUUCAGGAAAUCUCUCUCUGCUGAUUUCUAAUCUGACUGAGGAAGAUGAAGGACUGUAUUCAUGCUGGAGUAAUGAGAUUCAACACAAGAACUUCAGUCUCAUCAUUAAAGGAUGCACACUAUCAGAGACCAAACAGGAACCGAAAACGAAGUACACGGGUGAUUCUGUGCUUCUGUCCUGCUCAUGUGAAGACCCAAACACCAAACCUGAGGACUUCAGAUGGACCCGUGUAGAGUCCAGUGGCACUGAAGUGUCCAAUGAAACUCCACGAUAUAAAGACAGAGUUCACACGUUUCACAAGACGACUCCAUCAAAUCUGUCUGUGUUGAUCUCCAAUCUGACUGAAGAAGACCAGGGCACUUACAGAUGCACAGUUAACAACAAAAAAUCUACUGACACCAAACUCAUCGUUAAAGGCUGUGUAUUAACUGAACACAACAACACCAAGAUCUCAUAUUUAGGAGAAUCAGUGGUUCUUCCAUGUUCCUGUGAAGAUCCCAAAACCAAACCAGAACGCUUUGAAUGGAAGCGAGCAGCUGUAAACGAGACGCUGGUUUCAGACACUUACAAGAUCAACGACCGAUUCCAGAUGAUCAGAGAUUCUCCUCAUCAUCUCUCCUUACGGAUCUCAAACCUGAUGGAGACUGACGGAGGACUGUAUGUGUGUUCAGUCAAUGGGAAACAAUCCACACACGUGAAUCUCACUGUUACAGAUUUUGGAGAUGUCAGCAAACCAAUUUAUCUGAUCUGUCUGGUGAUGCUGCUAGUGUUCGCAACGGCUGGAUGCGUCUACUGGAAAUGUACAAGAGCAAGGACAGAAAGGAAAGGAAGCCAACUGAUCCAGAGCUUAGACGAUGAGCAGGAUGAUACGUACACAUCUGUAGUCUACAGUCAAUCUUACAGACCAAAAAUCUCAACAGAUGAACACUGAAGAGGCGCCAUCUGCAGAAAGAUAAAACACAUUUUUAACACACACGUUUUAUUUUCUCUUUCUCUCAAUCUUUUCCUGUGUCUACAUACAUACAUUGUUUUUGUACAGUGCACAGCAUAAAUGAGUACACCAUUAUUUUCUUAAUGAUCAAUAAUAUAAUUCAAGGACAGAUGGCAAAAUUGAAAUAUAUUUAACAUGUACUUAAUAAAAACUAUAAAUUAUAUGCCAAUAUGUUCUGUAAAAUAAGUAAACUAGCCAAUUAUGUUUAAAUUAAGUGUUGCAGAAAUGAGUACACCCUACAUUUAAUUCAGCAAAUGUAUAAUAUUCUAUUAUUUAAUA
Molecule: messenger RNA, 1995 nt
Organism: Labeo rohita (rohu)
Lineage: Eukaryota; Metazoa; Chordata; Actinopteri; Cypriniformes; Cyprinidae
Product: carcinoembryonic antigen-related cell adhesion molecule 5
Exons: 8
Coding region: 94-1656 (520 amino acids)
Biological process (GO): cellular response to lipopolysaccharide; immune response; negative regulation of T cell proliferation
Cellular component (GO): external side of plasma membrane
Source: RefSeq, a predicted model, not a curated record